AUGCUGCGGUCAGGAGGCAGACUGGGCAAGCUGGGGAGCUUCAGGGCUCCGGCAGCGCUGUCGAGACAUGCUCAGCCAGGGAGCAGCCUGGGACUGAAGCUGAAGGACAGGAGAUGGGCGUCUACGUCGACCGUGACGGCGCUGGAGAGCUAUCCGGCGGCUGGCGAGAAGCUGCAUGGCUUCAUCGUGCAGCAGAAAAAGCACAUCCCAGAGCUGCAUUUGAGUGCCAUCCACCUGAAGCACGAGAAGACGGACGCAGACUACCUGCAUGUUGCAAGAGACGAUAAGAACAAUGUCUUUGGCAUCUCGUUCAAGACGAACCCUCCGGAUGCUACCGGAGUGCCGCAUAUCCUCGAGCACACCACCCUUUGCGGCAGUGAAAAAUAUCCCGUUCGAGACCCCUUUUUCAAGAUGCUGCCACGUUCACUCUCUAAUUUCAUGAACGCCUUCACCUCCUCGGACCAUACCACGUAUCCCUUUGCUACGACCAACAAGAAGGACUUUCAGAAUCUGCUGUCUGUCUAUCUAGAUGCAACGCUGCACCCACUGCUCAAGGAAGAGGACUUUCGACAGGAAGGCUGGCGGUUAGGCCCAGAGAACGCUAGAGCUGCUGAACUCAGCUCACAGGAAGGGGCCUCAGGUGAACAUGCAAAGGGGGAGGACAUCGUCUUCAAGGGCGUCGUGUAUAACGAGAUGAAGGGGCAGAUGUCUGAUGCAAACUAUCUUUACUACAUCCGGUUCAGGGAGCAGAUAAUCCCAGCUCUGAACAACUCUGGUGGUGACCCGCAGCAUAUCCCGGAGCUCACGCACCAACAGCUGGUUGACUAUUCCAGGUCAAAUUACCACCCGAGCAAUGCACGAAUAUUCACCUACGGAGACAUGCCUUUGGCUGACCAUCUGGCCCAGGUAGGAGAAGUGCUCAACGGGUUCGAGAAGAAGGCCAAUCCGCUGGACGUAAAGCUGCCCAUCGACCUGAGCUCUGGACCGACCAAUGUCACAGUGAGCGGCCCAAUUGAUACCUUUGCCAGCGAGGACAAGCAAACCAAGACUUCGGUCUCCUGGCACGCGGGAGACUCCAGAGAUAACGUUGAGCUCUUUUCGAUGGGGAUACUAUCGUCAUUGCUGCUGGAUGGCUACGGCUCUCCGUUGUACCGGGCUCUUAUCGAAAGCGGAAUCGGCUCGUCGUUCACCCCCAACACCGGGCUAGACACGUCCGGAAAAGUGCCUAUCUUUUCUGUUGGAGUGAAUGGAAUAUCCGAGGCAGAUGUACCCGACGUUCAGAAGAGCAUACAAAAGGUGUUUGAAGAACAGCUUUCCAAGGGCUUCAACGACGAAAAAGUACAGGGCAUGCUGCACCAGCUUGAACUCGCUCUCAGGCACAAGACAGCCAAUUUCGGCAUGGGGAUAAUGGAAAAAGUCAUUUCGUCGUGGUUCAACGGAUCUGAUCCGAUGAAGGACCUGGCGUGGAACGAGGUGAUCAACGAGUUCAAGAAGCGUUACGGAAAGGGAGGCUACCUGGAAGGACUGAUGCAGAAGUAUUUCAUGAAUGACAAGUACAUGGCGUUUACGAUGAACGGGGAUCCUACGUAUAACGACUCGCUGGUGGAACGAGAGGCUGCCCGCAAGGAGACGAUGAUGAAAGAGCUCGGCCAGAAGUACGGGUCGAUAGAGGCUGCCAAAGAGCAGCUGAAGAAAGAAGAGCUGGAGCUGCUCAACGUCCAGGAGGCAGCGCAGCAGGCUGAUCUGUCCUGUCUGCCUACGCUUACGGUCAAUGAUAUCCCGCGGCAAAGGGAGAAGAAGGAACUGAGCGAGUCGAAGAUUGACGGCGUUGAUGUUGUGUGGCGGCAGGCCCCGACCAACGGGCUGUCAUACAUCCAGAUAUUGAACGCUCUGGACGAGCUGCCGGACCAUCUCAGGCUGCUGCUCCCGCUGUUCAACGACUGCAUUAUGCGUCUGGGCACGAGCAGCAGACGGAUGGAGCAGUGGGAAGACCUGAUCAAGCUGAAGACGGGCGGGAUCAGCUCGUCCACUUUUGCAGCGUCCUCUCCGCUGGCGCUGGACCGGUUCUCAGAAGGGAUGCAGUUCUCGGGCUUUGCACUGGACAAGAACAUGCCGGAGAUGCUGUCGAUGUUGACCACUCUGGUGAACGAGAGUGCGUUUAGAGGGCCGGAUGCACCGCGGAUGAUCGAGGAGCUGCUGAAGUCGAGCUGCAACGGUGCGCUGGACGCAGUGGCGGCAUCUGGCCAUCGUUAUGCGGUGAACAUGGCGUCGUCCACGCUGUCCCGGAAGUUCUGGGCGGAAGAGCAGACGUCUGGCCUCUCUCAGAUCCAGAAGAUGGCCCAGCUGCUCCAGGACGCCCAGCGGUCGCCGGAACGGCUGCAGGAGCUGAUUGGCCAUCUGCAGACGAUCCAGGCGUUUGCUCUGGGACGAUCAUCUGGCCUGAGAAUCCGAGUUGUCUGCGAGGCUGCGAUGCGAGCAGAGAACGAAGCUGUGCUACAGCGGUGGCUGUCUGGGUUGAAAUCUACGGCAGCAGCAACACCAUCACCGACGGCCCCAACGAAGCCAUUCCCCAGGCCGUCGUCUGACAAGGUGCUGUAUGACCUGCCAUUCCAGGUGUCGUACUCGGGUCUGGCGAUGGAGACUGUGCCGUUUGUGAGCCGGUCGAGUGCGCCCCUGAGCGUGCUGGCCCAGCUGCUGACGCACAACUACCUCCAUCCCGAGAUACGGGAAAAGGGGGGAGCGUACGGGGCGGGAGCGAGCAACGGCCCGGUCAGGGGCAUCUUCAGCUUCUCGAGCUACCGGGACCCGAACCCGCUGAACACGCUGCGGGUGUUCAGCCAGAGCGGCGAGUAUGCGCGGGACCGGAGCUGGACGCAGCGGGAGCUGGACGAGGCGAAGCUGAGCAUCUUCCAGGGGCUGGAUGCGCCCGUCAGCGUGGAGGAAGAGGGCCACCGGUACUUCCUGAGCGGCGUGACGCACGAGAUGGACCAGGCCUGGCGCGAGCAGGUGCUGGACGUGAGUGCGCGAGAGGUGAGCGAGGCGGCGCAGAAGUAUCUCGUUGAGGCCGGACAGCGGUCCUUUUGCCUGCUGGGCCAGAAGAAGGACGAGUGGCCUGAUCUGGAGGGCUGGGAGGUGAAGAAGAUCUCGCUGGCAGAGUGA
Trichophyton benhamiae CBS 112371 is the source of this 3159-nucleotide messenger RNA. RefSeq lists its product as uncharacterized. Lineage: Eukaryota; Fungi; Ascomycota; Eurotiomycetes; Onygenales; Arthrodermataceae. Gene Ontology annotation, molecular function: metal ion binding. The transcript is spliced from 2 exons. Gene Ontology annotation, biological process: protein processing. The record is from RefSeq and is a predicted model, not a curated record. The coding region runs from base 1 to 3159 and encodes 1052 amino acids. Gene Ontology annotation, cellular component: mitochondrial matrix.